This is a messenger RNA of Magnolia sinica, 1090 nucleotides long. RefSeq lists its product as uncharacterized. The transcript is spliced from 6 exons. The coding region runs from base 60 to 770 and encodes 236 amino acids. The record is from RefSeq and is a predicted model, not a curated record. Lineage: Eukaryota; Viridiplantae; Streptophyta; Magnoliopsida; Magnoliales; Magnoliaceae.
CGGUUGGUUAAUAGGAAUCUGAUUAAAAAAGAAGAAAAGAAAAAGAAAAAACCGAACAAAUGGUGGCAGUCUGCAUCUUUCGGCCUCCGAUUCUCAAUGUCAGAGUAAAGCUUACAUCUCUCCCUCCCUCUCUCUACCUCUCUCAUGUAUUUAUACUCUUCCAGAACCGCCAGAGGCGCUUUCGGUGCUCCUCCACAGGAGGACAGGAUAAGGAAGAUACGCCCCGCCUGUUGAAAAUAGCAGUCAGUGGCGUUACUGAGCUUCUCAGACUUCUCCGUUCGGGCAGUCAAACACUGAACAGAGAGGAUUACACAAACAAUGCCAGAGACGAACCUUCAGUUCGUCGUAUAGACGAUGUUAUUUCGAUCCUUCAAUCAGACUACGAGCGCGCCUAUUUUCUCACGGUGGAGCAUGGAUGGAUCUUAGGUAAACUGAUAUGUUCUCAACGGCUACAGGGAAUUUCACUUCGGCAAUUUAUGCUGAAGACUGCUCCUUUGAAGAUCCAACGAUCAAAUUCCGUGGUAAGGAUCUCUACUCACGGAACUUGGAGCUGCUUGUACCUUUCUUUGACACUCCAUCCCUUGUAUUACGAAAGAUUGAGAAGGACCUACCUGAAACUUCCUUGGAGACCACUCAUUUCCAUUGAAGGAACAACUGUUUAUGAUUUAGAUGAUGAGUUCAAGAUUGUUAGGCAUGUUGAGAGUUGGAAUGUUUCUGCAUUUGAAGCCCUUAUACAAAUAUUCACCCCUGGUUUAAGAAAAGAUGGCUGAUGGACGAAGUAGCUCAAGGACAAAAAUGAUGGUACCUGGAUGACUCUUGCCAAAUAUUAAGUGGGCACCUUCCCAAGAACUGCACCAUCAACUACCAUUCAUGACAUUGCCUAUGUACUCUCAAAUCUGUCCAUUGAUCUGAACUGCCCUGGUAACAUCUAUCUCAUUGUAUCAUGAUACUGAGUUAUUCAUCCAAUUCUGUGUAAAGUAAAUUAAUGCUUUGUCCUUCUCUUUCUUUUCUGUUUCUUGGGUGGAUCUAUCUGUUAAUUUGAGCUGCCCAAGUAAUGUCCUAUAAAAUAAUUCAGGCUUGAUUCAGCGCA